CCGCGGCCCCGCGGCAGGAUGAUCCACGAGCUGCUGCUGGCUCUGAGCGGGUACCCGGGGGCGGCCUUCACCUGGAGCAAGCGCGGCGGCCUCCAGGUGUCUCAGGAGCUGCCGUUUCUGCACCCCAGCGAGACCAGCGUCCUGAACCGGCUCUGCCGCCUCGGCACCGACUACAUCCGCUUCGCUGAAUUCGUGGAGCAAUACACGGGACAUGUACAACAGCAGGAUCACCAUCCAUCUCAGCAAAACCAGAGUGGAUUGCAUGGCAUUUAUUUGAGGGCCUUCUGCACAGGUCUUGAUUCAGUGCUGCAGCCUUAUCGACAGGCGCUACUUGACCUAGAACAAGAGUUUCUGGCUGACCCACAUCUUUCUAUCUCACAUGUUAAUUACUCCUUGGACCAGUUUCAGUUACUCUUCCCCUCCGUGAUGGUCAUGGUGGAACAGAUCAAAACUCAGAAGAUUCAUGGAUGCCAGAUAUUGGAGACAGUCCACAAACACAGCUGUGGGGGGUUGCCUCCUGUUCGCAGUGCUCUUGAAAAGAUUCUGGCUGUGUGCCAUGGAGUCAUGUAUAAGCAACUCUCUGCCUGGAUGCUGCAUGGAUUGCUACUAGACCAACAUGAAGAGUUCUUUAUCAAACAGGGCCCCUCUUCUGGAAAUGUCCCUAGUCAACCUGAAGAAGAUGACGAUGAUUUAGGAAUUGGGGGACUUACAGGAAAGCAGCUACGGGAACUGCAGGACCUGCGCUUGAUUGAGGAGGAGAACAUGUUAGCUCCGUCUCUAAAGCAGUUUUCGUUGAGAGUAGAAAUGCUGCCUUCAUACAUUCCUGUACGGGUUGCUGAGAAAAUCCUCUUUGUGGGAGAAUCUGUUCAGAUGUUUGAGAAUCAGAAUGUUAACCUGACCAGAAAAGGCUCCAUCCUAAAAAACCAGGAGGACACUUUUGCAGCAGAGCUACAUCGACUCAAGCAGCAACCACUUUUUAGUUUGGUGGACUUUGAAUCAGUGGUUGACUGGAUACGGAGCACUGUUGCUGAGCAUCUUUGGAAACUGAUGGUGGAGGAAUCAGAUCUACUAGGACAGCUGAAGAUUAUAAAAGACUUUUACCUUCUGGGAAGAGGUGAGCUGUUUCAGGCCUUCAUUGACACUGCACAGCACAUGUUAAAGACACCACCCACGGCUGUAACUGAACAUGAUGUCAACAUUGCAUUUCAGCAGUCUGCUCAUAAGGUGCUGUUAGAUGAUGACAACCUUCUUCCUCUUCUUCACUUAACCAUUGAGUAUCAUGGAAAGGAACAUAAAGCACCUUGCUUGUUUUUAGAUACUUGUCAGAGUCGUGAAGGGCCUUCCCGGGAAUUAUCUCCACGUGAAGCCCCCACAUCAGGAUGGGCAGCUCUGGGCCUUUCAUACAAAGUUCAGUGGCCACUGCACAUUCUUUUUACUCCUGCUGUUCUCGAGAAGUACAACGUUGUGUUCAAAUACCUGCUGAGUGUGCGAAGGGUCCAGGCUGAGCUACAGCACUGCUGGGCUCUCCAGAUGCAACGCAAACACCUGAAAUCUAACAGAACAGAUGCCAUCAAGUGGCGUCUGAGGGAUCACAUGGCUUUCCUCGUGGACAAUCUUCAGUAUUAUCUGCAGGUAGAUGUACUGGAGUCUCAGUUCUCACAGCUUCUGCAGCAGAUAAAUGCUACGAGAGAUUUUGAGAGUAUACGACUGGCUCAUGAUCAUUUCCUCAGUAAUUUGUUGGCUCAGUCUUUCAUCCUCCUAAAACCUGUUUUCCACUGCUUAAAUGAAAUUCUGGAUCUUUGUCAUAGCUUUUGCUCUCUGGUCAGUCAGAAUCUGGGCCCAUUAGAUGAACGGGGAGCAGCACAACUCAGUAUUUUGGUGAAGGGAUUCAGUCGUCAGUCAUCACUUCUCUUCAAGAUUCUCUCUAGUGUUCGCAAUCAUCAGAUAAACUCUGACUUAGCUCAACUGCUGCUGCGCUUGGAUUAUAACAAAUACUACACCCAGGCUGGAGGAACCUUGGGCAGUUUUGGCGUUUAAGCACUAAAGGCCUUUCCUUCAGGCUGUGACUAGUGAUGUGUCAAGCACUGGAAACUGGUGCUCUUGGACAGUUGGAGAGUUUGCACUCAAAUGAAUUUUUCUUUGUAGCUGGC
Molecule: messenger RNA, 2150 nt
Organism: Sturnus vulgaris (Common starling)
Lineage: Eukaryota; Metazoa; Chordata; Aves; Passeriformes; Sturnidae
Source: RefSeq, a predicted model, not a curated record